AUGAUGGAUGUGGAAGCUGAAGGUGGAUAUCAGCUGAAACCAGACGCCCCGCCGGAAUGCCGUCGAGCUGGAGUGGGGCUGACUUUCUCGAUGCAUUAUGGCGACAAGUAUGCCGCCGUCCGUAAGAUCUUCGGGGCGCCUUCUGACUUCGCCGGGCAAGAGGACGUGGAAGUUGAGGUGGGAGACUUGCUGGUCGGCAUCGAUGGGGAGGACUUGUCCGGCCUUCCCACGUCAUUGCUGCGCAGGAUGCUGCUAGGAGGAGAAGGAAGCAGGGUCACUCUGAGCUUCCGCAAAGGACGGCAACGGGAGGGAGGAGGAGAAGAAAUGACAGAAGGAGGAGGAGGAGGAGGAGGAGGAGGAGGAGGAGGAGUCGUGUUCCACGUUCAGACUCGUAGAAAGUUCUUUGGUCAAUCAGACGACGUGGUUCCCUCCGGGACCUUGACGGGCUGGAAACCUUCGGACGGACUUUCGCUGUUGGAGAGGCACGAGACUCUGAAGAGGGAGAUGCUGCUGCUGAGGGAGGAGAACCAAAGUAUCGCUCUCACCUUAGCGAUGGUCCGGGAGGAGGUGAAGGAUCAGAAGAUGGAGGCGGAAUGGCUGAGGGCGGAGCUCGCACGCGCUGCGAAGGCAGCGAUGGAAGCGGAGCACAGCAAGGUCGAGGACGAAGUGAAGGAGGAGGAUGCUCUGAAGCAGAAGACGCAGCUGGAGAGGAGCCUGGCUCAGUUGCAGGGCGAGAGGGAGGAGCUGCUGUCUCAAGUGCAGAGCCUGUCGGCCUCGCUGCAGACAGAGAAGCUGCUGAGGGAUCAGAUGAAAGUCGCUGUCGAUGAUUACAGGAUGCGGCUCCUUGAGAGCGAAAACACAUGUCAGGAGCUGGAGGAUCAGCUUUGGAUCUUAGAAACUCAAGCUGCUUACGAUGCACUUGAGAUUGCGAAGAUAAAGAGUGAAAACAGUGUCCUCGGCACUCUCAGCAAGGAACCAGGUGUCUACCUCGUCCUCCACGUCUUCCACGUCCUCUACAUCCCCCACGUUCUCCUCGUCCUCGUCCUCCUCGACCUCCUCCCGUUUCCAUGGCUGAUGCUCGAACUUCUGCUGGGAAUCGUUCAGGAUCUCUUGCACAUCGCGAGGUUUGACUGGAUGAGAGGAAGUGAGGAGGAGAAAGUAGAGAGGAGCAGGAAGGUAUCAGCUGAGCUUGGAUGGUAUGGAAUGGGCAAGGAGGAGGAGGAGCAGGAGGCUGAGGAGGAGGGGGAGUAG
Guillardia theta CCMP2712 is the source of this 1251-nucleotide messenger RNA. RefSeq lists its product as hypothetical. NCBI's taxonomy places the organism in Eukaryota, Cryptophyceae, Pyrenomonadales, Geminigeraceae. The record is from RefSeq and is a predicted model, not a curated record. Bases 1 to 1251 code for a protein of 416 amino acids. The transcript is spliced from 6 exons.